This is a messenger RNA of Pogonomyrmex barbatus (red harvester ant), 889 nucleotides long. RefSeq lists its product as uncharacterized. Lineage: Eukaryota; Metazoa; Arthropoda; Insecta; Hymenoptera; Formicidae. Gene Ontology annotation, biological process: negative regulation of DNA replication; negative regulation of cell cycle. The record is from RefSeq and is a predicted model, not a curated record. Gene Ontology annotation, cellular component: nucleus.
UAUGAUUUCUUUUUUUUACAGAACAAGGGUAACAAGGAUAGGAAACCUUUGCAGGUAUUACAGCCAGCAGCUACUGACAAUGAGAUGUUAGUUGGUACUGACAGGAUUCUUAGAUCUACCAAAUCACAAAGAGCAAAGACAAAACAGGAUGUAGAAACAGUUAAAAAAGAUACUUCUCAAUAUUUGAAAGUCACAAAGAAAAACAAGGCUGUUCAGACUGCAUGGGAUAGAAUAAAAAUUAAAGAUUUAACAUCCACAGAUAAUCCUAGUGAAAACUAUUGGCAAAUCCUAGCUGACAGAAGACAAAUUGCGCUUGUAGAUGCUUUAGAGGAAAAUAAAAUACUUGUACAACGUAUUGCAAAAAAAGAAGAGGAAAUUCGUGUUUACAAAGAAAUGUUAGAAGAGACAAAAGCACUUGCUGAGACAUUACAGGAGUUAUACAAAGAAGAUAAAAAUGAUGUAAAUCAUUCAUUAGAUGACAGCAAUCUUUGAUUUGUAUUAUUGAAUUUCUUAAUUAAACAUAAAAAAAUUAAUAUAUUAGUAAUUGCUGAUAAUUUAUAAAAAUUAUACAAUAUUAGAAACAUAAUAUUUAAAAUAUUCUUUAGCUUUAACAUAGCAAUUUCAGCCAUAGCAAUUGUUUAAUCAUUUGAAUGUAAUAGAAAAAAAUAACAUUUUUUUAAUAAAAUUAUUUUAAUAUUCCCCAAAGAUGUACAAGUUAGUGGUUUUUUACACAUAUGGUUAGUGUAAAAAGUAUGAAUUUUUUUAUUAUGUAGUGAUGAUAGGAAGAUAAAAUAUAAUAUGUUAUUUAUGAUAUCUAAUACAGCAAAAAGCAAUCAUAUCUCCAAUAAAUGUAUUUCAAAUGUCAAGAAAUUAAAUAGAUGUAAUAACA